UGCUGUGCGUCGUUUUUGUUCAGAAAAAAGAAAGAAACCAUGGCGGCCGGUCCGAUAGCAGAAAGAAAUCAAGAUGCAACGAUUUACGUUGGUGGACUGGACGAUAAGGUUACGGAGACGCUGCUUUGGGAACUGUUCGUCCAGAGCGGACCCGUGGUGAACGUGCACAUGCCGAAGGAUCGUGUCACACAGAUGCACCAGGGUUACGGGUUCGUCGAGUUUCUGGGCGAGGAAGACGCCGACUAUGCGAUCAAAAUCAUGAACAUGAUCAAGCUGUACGGCAAACCGAUCCGUGUGAACAAGGCUUCCGCCCACCAGAAGAGCCUGGAUGUGGGGGCGAACAUUUUCAUCGGCAACCUGGAUCUGGAGGUGGACGAGAAGCUGCUGUACGACACGUUCUCCGCCUUCGGAGUGAUCCUGCAGACGCCAAAGAUUAUGCGCGAUCCGGAGACGGGCAACUCGAAGGGAUUUGCUUUCAUAAACUUCGCCAGCUUCGAAGCGUCGGAUGCGGCCAUGGAUGCCAUGAACGGACAGUACCUUUGCAAUCGCCCCAUAUCGGUUUCGUACGCGUUCAAGAAGGAUUCGAAAGGCGAACGGCACGGAUCGGCCGCAGAGCGCUUGCUGGCGGCACAGAACCCGCUGUCGCACGCGGACCGACCGCAUCAGCUGUUUGCCGAUGCUCCCGCCCCGCCCUCGAUGCAUCCGGGUAUGAUGGGUCAUCCGAUGAUGCCACCGCCACUGCUGGCACCACCGCCGCCACCCACGAAUCCGGUAAUACCGCAACCGCCCAUCAUGCCGCCACCGCAAGCUCCCAGCGGAUACGGUGGCCCAGGAGCAAUCCCUCCGCCCCCGUUGCCACCGCCACUCGGCGUUCAACCGCAACCUCCACUGCCAGCUGCCCCGAUGGGCAUUCCGCCGCCACCACGCAUGAUUCCGCCACCGCCGUGGCAACAACCGGGCGCCCCGGCACCUCCCGCCCCCGUCGGCGCUCCUCCACCAGCUCCAUCGGCACCAUUUCCACCGCCGCCGCCAUCGUUUCCUCCCGCGGGCAGCGCCGCUGGUGGACAGUUUCCACCACCACCGCCCGCACCCAGCACGCCUCGGCCACCUCCUCCGGGUGGGGUAAGGCCACCGCAACCGCCACCACCACAAAUGGCCGGUUUUCCGCCAAGACCCCCGCCAGGGGGUGGAUUCCCGCCCCAGCCGAGACUACCACCGCCACCACCCUCGACCAACUACACAACGGACGGUUACGGAGCGUACUGAAGAGUUGUCUAGAGAGCGAACAUUUCACUACCGCCACCAAACGGACAACAUCCCUUCCUUCCCUUUUGCUGACACCGCGCUGCGUUUUCGUUUCGCUCGUUUGGUACAAACAUAAAAUCAAAUAAAACAACAACCGAAAACUGGA
Molecule: messenger RNA, 1411 nt
Organism: Anopheles arabiensis
Lineage: Eukaryota; Metazoa; Arthropoda; Insecta; Diptera; Culicidae
Gene: Spx
Product: splicing factor 3B subunit 4
Exons: 2
Coding region: 40-1266 (408 amino acids)
Biological process (GO): positive regulation of mRNA splicing, via spliceosome
Cellular component (GO): nucleolus; U12-type spliceosomal complex
Molecular function (GO): RNA binding
Source: RefSeq, a predicted model, not a curated record